This is a messenger RNA of Anarrhichthys ocellatus (wolf-eel), 5584 nucleotides long. Its product is annotated as KAT8 regulatory NSL complex subunit 1-like. Gene Ontology annotation, molecular function: histone acetyltransferase binding. The coding region runs from base 850 to 4152 and encodes 1100 amino acids. The transcript is spliced from 15 exons. The record is from RefSeq and is a predicted model, not a curated record. Lineage: Eukaryota; Metazoa; Chordata; Actinopteri; Perciformes; Anarhichadidae. Gene Ontology annotation, cellular component: NSL complex.
CGUCCAGUAUAUAUAUACGUCCAGUUCAAGCACCUUUUAACACUAAUUAGUGCUUGAAUAUCACUGCGCCAUGUUUUGUAUCAAAGACACAAAACACCCUCCUGUGAUAUAUAUAUAUCUUCUUUCUUUUUUGAGCUUUUUAUGUCGUUUCUUAUCUGCCCUUUACUCUAGUGGCGAGUAGGAGAAAUGUCUCCCGCCUACCAGCAAGCACGCAACACACACACAAUACACACAGCCCUCCUGUUUGUCAGACUCACAAAUCCGAGGGAGAGGAGCUAGCCGCCAUUUUCUAAGCGUCUCUCCCUAAAAAACGAGAGAAAAAGGGCUCGCGACAAAAAAACCUACCAUCUGGAUUUUACCCUAUUCGCUUUACGGAGAAUCGCGUUUUUUUCCCGGUAAAGGAUUACCGAGAAAUCGGCCACGUUUGAAGUAAAUCGCGCGGUAGAAAACGAGUGUUUUUGCGGCCUUGUCGUUUUAUAUAUUCUUGCUGCUUGCUCGUUAGCUUGAAGCUAGCUGGUCGAGCUAAAGGUGUAGAUCGUUGAAUCCGGAACGAGACUUCCGAGCGACUCGCGUCAAACUGGGCCUUUUUUUUUUGGACAUCUGGCCUCCUUUUUUUUUUUUUUUUUUUUUUUUUUUUUUUUUUUUUAAGUUAGUGGGGGGGAUAUUAAUUAAUGGCAGAGUGAUCGAUAGCGAUCCUCAAUCGGGUCUUUUUUUCCUCCAUUAAAACUGCAGAGGGAUUGUUACCGAAAUUCCCUCGGAUAGUGUGCAACCUCGUCACGUGGCUGUCCUCAGGUGGGGCAGUAAGCGGGUGGUGUGCAGCAGGCCGCGGUGCCCGUCCCUCUGCACUGCAUGGCUGCGAUGGCGCCCGCUCUCACCGACGCCCCAGCCGAAGCUCACCACAUCCGCUUCAAACUGGCCGCCCCGUCCUCGAGUCUCUCACCGGCCAGUGCAGAGAACAACGGUAACGCCAGCAACAUCCUCAUCCACAGCGGCGGCCCCGCCAAGUGCAAGGCCGCGUCCGACGAGUGCCCUCUUGACUUUUGCGUCGGAGACCAGGAACAACAACAGCAGCAGCAGCAGCAACAGCCUCAAGCCGACUCUGUGGCUCAGGCAAAGCUCCAGCCGCUGGUGGCUUCUUACCGCUGCUCUGAUGUGACACCUGUCCCGUCAACUAAGGAGUCAAUCAAGCUGCAAGGUGUCCUCAUCAAACAGUCCGUGUUGAAGAACCACAGAAUACUGCCCGGCUCCGUGCUCAACGGCGGAGGAGACUUCCUGUUGAGGAAGAGGCAGGCGAUCGAACUCUCCGGCAGUCAGCUCAAAAGCCUCAUGAGCGGCAGCACUAACGGAGGUGACCAGCCCAUGGCGCCGGUCAACGGCCUGGCCAAGAAGCUGGCCACCAUGUCCGGCUCCGGCUGCGUGGUGGCGAUAAACGGUGACAAGCAGUCCGCCCCCGCCACAGACUCUCAGUCCCAGAAGCUGCCCUUGGAUUCUGAGACCUUAUCGGGGAACAUCCCGGUGAAAGGAACCCUUAAACAGAAGCAUUCCUCUGGGGUUUCUCAAAAUACAGACGGUAAAAACCUUGAACUACCAGUGCUCCAGGCUAAUGCACUUUACCCCCUUACCCACGACAACCCUAACCCCGCUGAACAGGUGAACUUGGAGGAGGCUGAUUCUCACACGUCUACCAGUCAGCCACAGGGUUCUGAUCGGGAGCGACCCGGUAGCAGUCAGCAGGGCUCCCCGUCUUGCACACUUCAGCCUCCUCUCCCUUGCACCUCUUCCUCGGAGAGCCUUGACGCUCACGUAAAAGAGCGCACCCUUCUCAACAGCAGCCGCCAAUCCGAGAUCGAAAGCCGGCUGCGGCGCCUGCGCAAACGUCUCCAGGUCGUGCAGGCCAAGCAGGUGGAGCGGCACAUCCAGCAGCAGCUGGGCGGUUUCUUGGAUUCGGCUCUCAACCGGCUUCUGGUCAGCAACCGCAAGUCGGAGACGGCGACCCCUCCUACGGCGACGUGGAGGACCGGACGUCACUCUUCUUCUUCAAACAGCAGGGACGGCCUCGGUCGCUUCCUGAAAAGCGGCUCCAUGCCGUUGGAGCUGGAGAGGCUGUAUUUGAGCGGCUCGGCCAACCUCCACUCUGCAGAAAGCGCCUUUGACUCGGACGUAACGGAGAGUAGCUCUGGAGGAGACUCUGACCUGGAGGAGGAGGAGCUGACCAGGGUGGACAUUGAGCAGCGACAUGUCAAAAUAUGGAAGCGAGCAGAGAGCCGCUACACUGUGGAGAGAGCCGCCAUCAUCAGCCACUGGAACUGGCUCCAGGCUCACAUCUCAGACCUGGAGUACCGCAUCAGACAACAGACAGACAUCUACAGACAGAUCAGAGCCAGCAAGGGCUCGGUGGAGCUGGGAGGAGUCUCAGGUGGGACAGAAGUGAAGGCGGAGCCUGUAAAUACUCCGGAUGUCGGUUCAGAGCGGCUGGAGCACACAGGCCCCGCCCACACAGGCUCCGCCCACAUCCCCAGCACAGAGCCCGGUCCGUGGAAAGGUCAAAACACACAGCCCGUUAACGGCGUCCUCAGCAGGACGGCAGAGAGCGCCGACACAAAGCACCAGCAGCCGUCGGCCUACGACAGCUCGUGUGUCGCCGCUCGCACGCGUCCGCUAGUCGGCUGUCGACGACGGCGCCUCAUUCAGCCCAACGCUGUGCCCAACGUCAACGGGAAGACGCAGAGGAGCAGCUGUGUCCAGUGUAACUGCAGAGUGAACCCCAGCUGUGUGAUGUGCGGUGGCUGGCCCACCCCCAGAGAGGACCCUCAGUACGAGCAGCCCACCCUGGAGCGGCUGUCCAGACUGGAUCUCGGCGUCCACCCCAUUCUCUCCUUCCCCGACGACGUUUGUAUAGGCCUUCGUCUGCAGCAGGUGAUGAAGAGCCAGUGGCAGGCCAAGUCUCUGGAGAGGAGCAAACCACUGAAGAAGCUCUCCCUCAAACACAAGCUGUCCUCGUCCAAAGAGAAGCACAAGUUCACCAACUCACUCAUGGCAGUCAGCGUUGCAGGACUGGGCCACUAUAAGAACCGUGCUGAGAAGCCGAGGACAGUGGACAGCAGUGUGGGCGGCGGCGGCGGCAGCGCUCUGAACGCAGCCAGGCUGGAGGGCCAAGCCGUGUGCAAGACGGAGCGGCUGCAGGGCCUCUCCACUCCUUUAGGGCCCUACGACAAGAACUACAGCCGCAAGAGAUUAAGAGAGCACUCGCUGGACAGGGCCGACACCUCCCCUAAACUUUUCAUGGACUCGAGCAGCCCCUGUCCAACGCUGGCCAACAUGCACCCGUCCCUCCACAGCCCCCUCACCCGCCAGCUUUCCACGUCUUCAGAGAACUCCACGCCGCUGGGCCAGAGCAUCCAGAGCACACCUCAGCCUAUCAAGAGGAGGCGAGGUGAGAGCUCCUUCGACAUCAACAACAUCGUGAUCCCCAUGUCUGUGGCGGCCACCACCCGAGUGGAGAAGCUGCAGUACAAAGAGAUCCUCACACCCAGGUGGAGAUCCGUUGACAUCUUCUCUCAGCCCAUCACGGAGGAGGACGACGAGCGGGAGGUGGAGGACCUGACGGACGCGGCCUUCACUCAGCACCACCAGCCCCACGAGGACCAGGAGCGCUCCCGCUGGACCUGGAUGGCCCUGGCUCCGGCUAAGAGGAGGGGCAGCAGGUCGUACAAGUCCGUGGACGGGCGCACCACGCCGCUGCUUUGCGGCACCAACCCACCCACCCCUCAGCCGGCGUCGCCCGACCCAGGACACUGCCCCAUGCUCCACGACUACAGUCACGUGCCGUCGCCCGUGAGCCCGGCCAGCCCCGACACGCCCUGCUCCAGGGACUCCCACCGGCUGCUGUCCAGCGAGGACACGCGCUGCUCCACGCCGGACUUCACCUUCGAAGAGAGGACGGUAGCGCCGUGGGAGCGGCGCUGCUUCCCGCUGCCAGAGGACCCGGCCCCGGAGCCGGAGAGCGACCCCCCCCACAUCAGGCCCAGAAUUCGCAGCAUCUCAGGUUGUCGAGCGACGGCCUUCGGGCGGCUGGACUCGGACGACAUGGAGCAGCUGCAUUGUGACGACGACAGCGGCCCCAAAAGCAAGGCCUCCACCGCCCACCGAUGAAUGACUGACAGGCUGAGGUCGCCCCCCACACCCCCCUCCACCCACAGCUCCUCUCUGGCAUUAACAAGCAGAACCUCAAAGCGGAAUAAAAAUGUUAAAUGGGUUCCUGUUGUUUGAUAUUCAAACAUCAGUCUAAUACUUUUCACAGUUUUUAGUGAACAUUAUGGAGAUAGAAGCCUUUCCCUACACUUGUUUUGUCACAGGAAAAAAAAAGGAUAAAUGUAAAAAAAAAAAAAAGUAUAAAACGACACGUUACAAAAACUGUUUUGUGUAGUAGGCUAAACAAUGUACAUGGGCGGGGCUUAGUGGUGUUUCAUACGUCGCGUGUACACUUGUAGCGCACUAUGUAGCGGACUCCUAAAAUAUGGCCAAAGGGUGUUUUCUAUUGACUAGUUUGCUUGUAAUUCCCAUGUACAUUUUUAGUGGAGUGACAAAUUACAAAACAAGAAAAAAUACCACCCCUGUCUUCUUCCUCCUCUUCCUCCUCCUCAUCCAAAUAAACAGGUACAUUUGAGAUGUGGUUCCUUCUUCUCCCUCUAGAGGUCGCCUGAAAUCACCAGAGCACUUCUCCAACUGCCAAGUCUAGUUUUGUUUUGCUUUUUCUUUGUUUUCAUUCCUCACAUGUUUUCUUUGUGUCUUCUUCUUUCUUUUAAAUAGUAAAAAUCAUUCCUUUACGGUCUCUUUUGUUCAGAGAGUGUCCACAGCUCCGUGUCGCCCCGCUGGCUCUUCUCACUCAUUUUGGGUUGUUGUUGUUUUUUAAAGAGGGUGGUGGCACAGAGAGGGCUGGGGCGUCUUUUGAGCACUUGCCCUACAGCAAAGCGCUGCUGCAUGCUGCAAAAACAUGCUAAUGUUAGUCUUAACACAACGGCACACACUGAGAACUCCACUGAUUGAAACAGAAACGUGGGGGAGGAUUGAACCAUCUGCUAAGUUUCACUCUCAGCGUACAGUCGCUGCUGUAUUAAGUUAAAUUAUGGUAAAAAUAAAACAUAACUGAACUACCCCCCCCCCCCCCCUACUUUUCUCUUGCAAACAUCUCAAAUGUAGCAGCUAGAUGCCCCCCCGAGCUCAGGUUUUUCAAUUUAAGGGAAUAUUUUCUGCUGUUUGACCGGUUUCUCUCUGAUCACAUCCAGACGACUCUGUUGCAAGAUGGAUUUUUUUUUUUUUCAUUGUCAUAACCACACUCUCCCUGCCCCUCCCCCCCUCUCACCUUAAUUAACUAAUUGCUAUGCAAAAAAAUACUGGUUGUUUUCAUUUUACACCUCCGUUUUAUGCCACAGCCAUUCAAUCACUGUUUUUUCUUUUCGUAGUUUAAGCAAGAUGUCAAUGUACCUGUUCGAUUGUUGCAGCAGUUAACCUAAUCAAAAAGCAGAUUUGUUUUUGUUUUUGUUUUUUGUAAAUAGUACCAUUAAAACAUUUAUGUUUAACUUGG